GAGCGAAUUGUCAUGUCAGAACAGUCAAGAAAACCAUGAUACUUAAACCAUUAAACUGAGAAAAUAUAUUAAAUAAGGCUUUGAAGGAAGGUCACGGUGACAUGUUGCUCGGAGAAAAACACAAUGAGUGCCUGGCAAAAGCCUCUGAGCAUGUGUUGGUCAGAAGUCGAUUGCGUUAUUGCAGCCAUCAAUCACUAGUCUGUGGUGUAUAAAAAUAGGUCCAGGUUGCCAAAUAGCAAAAACUGGUAAUGUCUUGUCAUGCUCACUGCCCACUGUCACUCUCUCUCUAAAAUAAGCUUGAGCUUAAUUCACUGCUCAGUAAAAAAUCAAGGUUUCAGUAGAGCUUCUGCUGCUCUCCUCUCUCUUCCUGGGUGCAAAAGAUGUUAUGAACUGUUAUGUACAACAAAACAGAUAUUUGCUGACAGGAUCUGGCAUCCGGGCCUGGAUCUGAUCAUUCUGGUGUGGAGGUAUGAUCUAACACAAUCCUACUUGAGGAUGUGAAGAUGAAGAGAACACAAGUCAGAGAAAAGAAGAUAAAUGAAGAAGAAGAGAAAAGGUGGGACAAAGCAGAGCCUUUUGAAGAAAUAAAAGCAGAUACUGAGUUACCGGAGGAGUACUAUCAUGGGCUUGAGGAUUUACCCUGGAACCUGAACUUACUGGAGCAUUUACUGUAUAUCAGCAUGCCAGCUUGGAUACAAAGAGCUCUGCUUUGUAAUUUAAUUGAGCGGUUUGGCAUCUGGACCUUUCACAACAACAUCCUGCCGUGUCGUCUCAUUUCCUACACCCUACUGCCGUACACUCUGCCUGCUUCAGCUGUCAUCUCAUUCAUCUAUAGGUUUUUAUGCUGGGUGGAGAAAAUUCCCCACCAGGCUCUGAAUGCAGGCAGGGAAUUCAAACAGGAAGUGAUGGCACAUCUGUGGUUAGUCUUUACACACUUGAGAGGACUUUUGCCAAACAGAUUCCUGCUUUUGCAAAUUCCAACUUUGCACCCCACUCUUGCUCUGUUUCUUCCACCCUGGUCCUGUUUCCCAUCUCUUUCUUUUACAUUCCUUCCUUGGUCCUCUUUCCCUUUACCUUCUCUUGCUUUGCAUUUUCUGCCACGGUGUCUAUCCACUUCAACCUCAAAGAAGCAGCUGGAGCUCAGGAGCCAGACUCAGCCUCUCUGGUCUAGACAACGAUCUCUCCUCUGCUUCCAGCUCACCGGAUCUGGCGGUUUCUCCAAAAAGACAGCUGACAUCCUUACAGAUGCAGAGCCACUAUCUUCAGCCUUCCUCCUGCAGCUCAACUUAAAGUUAGAAAUGGGCAGCCAUCCUGAACCACUACAGCUUCAGAAGGACCGACUUGAUUGUGAGGGAAGUUUAUUACUGAACACAGAAGUAGAUGACAAUCUCUCUUCUCCUUUUAUUUCUGACAUGGAUGUACAAGAGGAAGACUGAAUGACUUGUUAUGAAUGUUAUAUUACAAACAGAAGUCUCUACUGCAGAAUAGUUGAAUAUGCGGUGUAUUCUCUGAAUAUGCCAAUGUAUACAUAUCAGUGUUGUUAUUAUAAUUAAUUGAAAACUGAAAUAACAAAUUUUAGAUAAACCUAACAAGAACAAAAAAAAAAAAGAGAAAUGUUGAUUUGAGAAUUAAAGGAAAAUAAGUUACUAAAGUACGAAAAUUACUAAAACAAAAGCUAUAAAGAAAUAAUAAUAAUAAUAAAAAUCCAAUAAAAAUGACUGAAUGUAGUAAGAAUUUAGUAAAAAUAUAAUAAACAUGCCACAGUGAUAUUUUGUUUUAUGAAUGUGAGACUGUUAUAAUCUAAUAAAUGCAUUAUCAGGUGGGAUUGGGACAGACUGAUUUCACUGUGCAUAU
Molecule: messenger RNA, 1854 nt
Organism: Cyprinus carpio (common carp)
Lineage: Eukaryota; Metazoa; Chordata; Actinopteri; Cypriniformes; Cyprinidae
Source: RefSeq, a predicted model, not a curated record